Diachasma alloeum is the source of this 2347-nucleotide messenger RNA. It is a transcript of the gene Smox, whose product is annotated as mothers against decapentaplegic homolog 3. Gene Ontology annotation, cellular component: heteromeric SMAD protein complex. Lineage: Eukaryota; Metazoa; Arthropoda; Insecta; Hymenoptera; Braconidae. The transcript has 5 exons. The record is from RefSeq and is a predicted model, not a curated record. Gene Ontology annotation, biological process: transforming growth factor beta receptor signaling pathway; BMP signaling pathway; anatomical structure morphogenesis. Gene Ontology annotation, molecular function: RNA polymerase II cis-regulatory region sequence-specific DNA binding; I-SMAD binding; DNA-binding transcription factor activity, RNA polymerase II-specific. The coding region runs from base 217 to 1638 and encodes 473 amino acids.
UGAUCUCCGUUGUAUUUAUAUUUACCCUCGUCCCCCUGUAUCUAACUAAAAUAAAUACCCAAACAAUCGAUGGACAGCUGUAUUCGGGACAAUUUGUGAUAAUAGUCGUGUGAACAGUGGUGAAACAUACUCAACAUUGUAAACAACAACGAAAUUGGCAAGUUAGUGGUGUCAUUAGUAAUAAGGGCGGCCCGAUGCACGUUUCAACGAUUCCAAAUGAUGACUUCGAUGCUGCCCAGCUUUAAUCCGCCAAUAGUUAAGCGGCUGCUGGGCUGGAAGAAGGCCGAGGGCGAGGACAAAUGGAGUGAAAAAGCGGUCAAGAGCCUUGUCAAAAAGCUGAAGAAGUCAACCGGCCUCGAGGAAUUGGAGAAGGCCAUCACUACACAGAGCUGCAACACCAAGUGCAUUACAAUACCAAGGCCUAGUCCCGGUGGUGUUGGUGACAACGGUGUGCAGGGUGUGAGGGGCAAGGGAUUGCCCCACGUUAUUUACUGUCGUCUCUGGCGCUGGCCAGAUCUGCAGUCUCACCACGAGCUGCGGGCUAUCGAGCACUGCGAGUACUCGUUCACACAGAAGAGAGACGAGGUCUGCGUUAAUCCUUAUCAUUAUCAGAGAAUUCAAACACCAGUAUUGCCGGCGAUUCUCGUGCCCCGUCACAAUCUAUCGGGUGACGAGUCAGUGCUCUACAACACAUCGUUGGAGGAGUUGAGUGUCAGUGUACCGGAGAACACGAGUUUCCACGCAACGCUGAAUCACCGCCACAAUAAUCAGCAGAGUAUACCACAGUCACCUCAGCAACAGCAGCCAAAUAAUCUUUAUCAGGGUAUGCAGAGUAUGCAAGCAACGAGUCCAGCCAGUGUAGGGAGUCUGGGUAGUGUGCAGGGUUCACCGCAUCCAGCACCAGGCUCCAUGGAUCCACCAGCUGACACACCACCACCUGGUUACAUCAGUGAGGAUGGGGACAAUAUGGAUCAUAAUGACAAUAUGUCGUUAUCACGAUUGUCACCUAGUCCUGUUGAUGCUCAGCCAGUCAUGUAUUGUGAACCUGCUUUCUGGUGUUCAAUAAGUUAUUACGAACUGAACACGAGGGUGGGCGAGACAUUUCACGCCUCCCAGCCAAGCAUAACGGUGGAUGGUUUUACGGAUCCAAGUAAUUCCGAGCGCUUUUGUCUCGGCCUACUGUCAAACGUUAAUCGAAACACCGUGGUAGAGCAGACAAGACGGCACAUCGGUAAAGGUGUAAGACUGUACUACAUCGGUGGUGAAGUUUUUGCCGAGUGCCAGUCAGACUCCAGCAUCUUCGUACAGAGUCCAAACUGUAAUCAGCGUUACGGUUGGCAUCCCGCUACUGUUUGUAAAAUACCACCAGGCUGCAACCUCAAGAUCUUCAACAACCAAGAGUUCGCUGCCCUCCUCUCCCAGUCAGUCUCCCAGGGUUUCGAGGCUGUCUACCAGCUCACCAGAAUGUGCACCAUCAGGAUGAGUUUUGUGAAGGGCUGGGGUGCCGAGUACCGCCGCCAAACAGUCACCUCGACCCCCUGUUGGAUCGAGUUGCAUUUAAAUGGUCCCCUCCAGUGGCUCGAUCGUGUUCUCACGCAAAUGGGCUCACCACGUCUCCCCUGCUCCUCAAUGUCCUAAUUGGGGGAAAUUAAAUUUCCCAGUCCCAAAAGAGAAGAUAAUGCGAAUGAAAGUCAGCAUUUUCGAAUGCCUGGAGCCACACGACGAGUGGUUCGCAAUUAUCAAAAAAAAAAAAAACAAAUAAUCUCAGUUUUUCUCACAAUGUGCAGCAGAGAAUUUUCAUUUUCCAUCGGAAACUUGAGAAAAGCAAGACAUUUAUGUACAUAAAACACAUCAAACUCAUAUAUGCUUGUGUAUAUAUGUUCAAUACUGGGGGAUUUCACGGAUGAAACUCAGUCUUUUACAUAUUUUUAUCGACGAGACGUAUCAUAUACGCCCGAAUUAACAGAACAGGUGCAUAAAGGAUUAUUUAAUCUACUUGUGAGGAGUCUUGAGUUCUCACAUGUUUUAUUAUACAUAUAAUAUAUGUAUUGUGUGUCACCCAGGAAAAUACUACAUUCAGAACCUCUGUGUAUUCAGUAUAGUCGAUGGGUAAUGUUAAUCAUUGUAGGAUCGUUUUUUUUUAUUGAGGAAAUGAGACUCGUUACAGUGAAUCGUGUAAAUACAGCUCACUUUUUUAAUUUUCUGACAAUUGCACGUCGAUGGGGGGGAGGAUGAGGGAGAUAUUGAGGGAGGGGUUUUUCGAUGGGAAAGAUUCUUAGGAGAGAAGUGAUAAGUCUGCUCUGCUUGAUGGAGUUGGGAGGAUUAUACGUAUUGAUGGUGUCUUGGU